Messenger RNA from Panicum virgatum (switchgrass), 2662 nucleotides. Its product is annotated as putative pentatricopeptide repeat-containing protein At3g11460, mitochondrial. Lineage: Eukaryota; Viridiplantae; Streptophyta; Magnoliopsida; Poales; Poaceae. Bases 57 to 1547 code for a protein of 496 amino acids. Gene Ontology annotation, molecular function: protein binding; RNA binding. The record is from RefSeq and is a predicted model, not a curated record. The transcript is spliced from 4 exons. Gene Ontology annotation, biological process: RNA modification.
CCACCCCGGCAACCCAGCGACAGUGACGUCCUCGUACGCGGAGGCCGUCGAUCGAAAUGCCGCCGCCCACCACCGGCAGCCUGUCGGCCCUCCUCCGGCGCUGCGCUGCGUUGGGGGCGCUCUCCCCCGGGACGCAGCUCCACGCGCGGGCCCUGGUUGGCGGCUGCCUUCCGGAUGCCACCGUGGAAACCGACCUCGUCCUCCUCUACUGCCGCUGCGGGGAGCUCCGUCGGGCCCGCCAGGUGUUCGAUGGAAUGCUCUCGCCGUCCAUGCACGCCUACAACAUCCUCCUCGCUGCGUCCCCGCCCGGCGUGUCACUGGAGCUUCUCGCGCGCCUCGUUACCGCAGGACACCGGCCCGACAGGUACGCCGUGCCCGCCGCGCUCCGCGCGUGCGCGGAACUCCGGGACGCGGUCCUUGGAACCGCGCUCCACGGCUUCGCCGUCCGGCUCGGCUUAUUCCCCAAUGUUGUGGUUUCGGGGGCGCUGCUGAACAUGUACGCCAAGGCUGGGCUGCUGGAUGGUGCUGUGAGGGUGUUCGACGAGAUGCCGAAGAGGGAUGCUGUCGUGUGGAAUUGCAUGGUCACUGGGUAUGCGAGGGCGGGGAGGGCAGCAGAGGCCCUGGAUCUUUUCAGGAGGGGGCAGGUUGAGGCCGUGGGCAUGGCGAAUGAUCUACGCGCCAUGCCAAGCGUUCUCAAUGUUUGUGCAAAGGAAGGGGAGCUGAUGAAGGGAAGGGAGAUCCAUGGCAGGAUGGUACGGUGCCUCGCUUUUGAUUCGGACAUUGCUGUGGGGAAUGCGUUAGUCGACAUGUAUGCAAAGUGUGGGUGUGUGGAUGUCGCGCGGGCUGUGUUUGCAGGCAUGAAGGAGAAGGAUGUGGUGAGCUGGUCGACACUGAUUUCUUGUUACGGUGUCCAUGGCAUGGGGGAUGAAGCAUUGAGGGUUUACAAGGAGAUGGUGUCCAGAGGGGUAAAGCCAAAUUGCAUCACGUUCACUUCGAUCCUGUCAAGUUGCAGCCACUCAGGGCUUGUGAGUGAUGGACAGAGGAUCUUUGAGGCGAUGAACAAAGUACACGGUGUAGAGCCCACUGCUGACCAUUAUGCAUGUAUGGUUGACCUCUUAGGGCGUGCUGGCGCCAUUGAAGAAGCUGCUGGAUUCAUAAGGAAGAUGCCCAUGGAGCCUGGUGCCAGUCCCUGGGGAGCAUUGCUCUCUGCUUGUGCGAUGCAUGAUAAUGUCGAUGUCGGAGAGAUUGCAGCUUAUAGGCUAUUUGAAUUGGAAGAAGGUAAUGCUAGCAACUAUGUUACUCUAUGUAGCAUUUACGAUGCAGUUGGUCGGUCAGAUUGUGUUGCAGGCUUAAGGUCAAGGAUGAAGGAACUUGGCAUGUUGAAGACACCUGGUUGCAGUUGGGUUGAUGUGAAGGGAAGAGCCCAUGCCUUCUACCAAGGGAGCAUCCCACGCUACUUGAGGAGACAGAUGCUAUGGGUUUUAGAUCAGUUACUUGAGGAUAUGGGUGCUUCAGAAUCUGAUGAUGAAUAUCUGAGCAUGAACUGAGAUAAUUCAGCACUGAAUUUGUGAUGGUCCACAGGUCCAGUAUUGACAGUCCCAUUUUCGUGUGAAGAUAAAGCAACCAAUCUAACUUCAUUGCUGCUGUGCUAUACAUGAACAGACUUUUAUGAUGUGAAGCAUGGAAUUUUAUGUGUUGUACUGCCAAUUGCUGAAGGACUUAAACAUAUUAUGAUCAGAUCUGGAGUGCUGUUAUGAAUCAUGAAAUGCUAGGGGUGAGAGAAACAAGGGCAAUUGAUUCAAGGGAAGAAAUGCCUUCUCUACUCCGACUGCCACAGCAGUUGUGCUGGUAUCUGAUGCCAUCGAACUGCACAACAGGUAGCUCAAAGCCUCAACAAGUGAUUCUGAACAUUGUGAUAAAAUGAGAGGAAAGAGAAAUGAUAAACUUCUCUAAAUGGCAAUUUGCAAUCAACUAGAGCAAUGUCAAUCUCUAUGAGGUGAAUGUUACCUGCGGCCCUCAUGAGAAGUUUUUAUGCUGUCACAAGAGAUAUGCGCUGAGCAUCAUUUCCUCCGAGUGUAAAAGUUUCAUUUUGGGGCUGAUCUCAUCAAAUCUGCAGAUGGUAGUGGCUGUGUGAAGCAGGGCUAAAAACCUUUUCGUAUCAUACCAGUGCUCUACUCUGCUGCUCUUUGAAGGCCAUGCUAGUGUUCACGUUCGCGAACCAAUCAGGGCUUGACAUGCUGGAGACGACGCUGGUGGGGCUCCAGGACAUCACCCUGGAGGUGUUAGACGACCAGGUGAGGAAGAACCUGUGCGCGGAGCUCCCUGGCGUCAUGGAGCAGGGGUUUGCGUGCAUCCCCGGCAGCCUGUGCGUGUACCGGCCGGUGUCAUACGAUAAGCCGCUGGCGUGGCGUGGAAGGUGCUCGUUGACGAUAGCUGCGUGCACUACAUCUGCUUCAUGUUUGUCAACUGGUCGUCUGGUCCUUCAUUUGGUCGAUAUAGGUCGCUUCAAGAGAGGUCGCACGCGUUAGAUUACACAUUGUGGGGGUGCAAAAUGUUUUUGGCUUAUUGUUCGAAAAAAAAAACUGUUUUUGGUUUUAACAAAGAAGAAUGUAAAGUGGUCGAAGAAUCUAAAUAGUGUUUUAGAUACUGAAUUUUUCACGAA